Cicer arietinum (chickpea) is the source of this 2692-nucleotide messenger RNA. Its product is annotated as 3-isopropylmalate dehydrogenase 2, chloroplastic-like. Gene Ontology annotation, molecular function: NAD binding; 3-isopropylmalate dehydrogenase activity; magnesium ion binding. The record is from RefSeq and is a predicted model, not a curated record. Lineage: Eukaryota; Viridiplantae; Streptophyta; Magnoliopsida; Fabales; Fabaceae. Gene Ontology annotation, biological process: L-leucine biosynthetic process.
GUAUCUAUUUUGGGGGGAGGGGAUUGUUGGGGAUAGGCUUAGAGUCUGUUUGGAUUGACUUAUUUGAGUUUAUUUAUUGAUAUUAGCACUUGUGAGACUGUUUGAAAAAGCUUGUAGAUAAGUAGUUACUUGAUAACCUUUUCUUCUUGUCAUUCAUUAGUUAGUUAUAAGUUAUUUUUUUUUUGUUGUAGUUUGUUAUGAGAUUUGGUAGUUAUUCAUUUGUUAUCCUUUGUAAGAUUUUGUUUAAUCAAUGAAUGAGGUUAUUUAUAAAUAUUCCCUUUUAAUCAUUUGAUAAUGUCGUAUUUGAAGACGACUCUUAGAUAGACUAUAGAAAAUAGUUUGACUUUAUUUUAUCAUGUGAUAUAGAAAUAGCUUAUACCAGCGCUUAUGCUACAAACAUUUAAGUUUCUCCAAAUUGGCCUUAAGGAUAUGGUAACAGAGUGGUCAGAGAGGUUUUUUUUAUUUCCUUACUGUUAAAUAUUAUAAUAUAAGUAUUAUAGUAUAGUAGAUGGGCUGUAAGUAUUCUGACCCGUUAGUAUUACUGUAAAUUAAGGUUGUUUAAUACCCUUUGUCUAUAUAAAGAAAUUCCGCGGUGUAGUUGAAACACACGGGUUAUUCACAAUAUGUCUCUCAAUACUCUUUAUAUUCAACAUGGUAUCUAGAGCCAACUGAGAGACAACCCUAAUCGUCAACUACCCGGUCGACCCACUGUCUCCGGUGAAUAUUUUCUUCGGCAAAUCGUGUUCUCAACUUCGGUUUUCCCCCUCUGCUGUUGAUACGCUGAUUCCUCAACUUUUGUUCAGCCGUUCACGCCCUAUCAUCGCUGUAGUCACUGCCGUCAUUGUUUUUGACGAGUUUUUCCGACGAACGACCACUCCAGCAACAUCGUACACCCCAGAUCGGCCAAACCCUUCCGCCGCAUCAUGAGAAUCACCCUCACGCGCCCCCACGCGCCGCCUGACCUCCUGCGCGUGAGAUCCACGCGCCGCCGACUGCCACCGCGCGUGACGGCGCGUCCGACAGCUGUUCACGGUGCCGCUUCUUCCACUGCACUCGCCUCGGCCCCCUGCUUCCAUAUCUGCCCUCAGUUUUCAGUUUUGAGUUACGGAUAUACGAGUUCCAGUUCAAACAGCCCCUCUUUUCCCGGUUCCGACGCGUUUCCUGACAAUCUGUGCUGACCAUGGCGUCCCAGUCUGAAACAAAGAGCAUCUUCACCAACUACAUCACCUCUCCUCUCUCUGUUGAAAAAUUGAAUGGAUCAAAUUAUGAUAGUUGGGCUGCCGACAUCAAACUAUGGCUACGUGGUCAAGGUUACGAGGAUCAUCUCACCCAAAACCCUGAUAAGUUAGUGGAUGCUUCAACUUUGAAGAGAGAGGUUGCCGAGGGGGUUGAUCUCAUGGUUGUAAGGGAACUAACUGGAGGUAUCUAUUUUGGAAAACCUAGGGGCUUUGGUACUAAUGGACAUGGGGAAGAGAUUGGUUUUAACACUGAGAUUUACACUGCACACGAGGUUGAUCGCAUUGCUCGUGUUGCGUUUAAUAUAGCUCGGAAGCGUGGUGGAAAACUUUGCUCUGUUGACAAAGCCAAUGUUCUAGAGGCAUCCAUGUUCUGGAGGAAAAGAGUUUUGGCUUUAGCAGAAGAAUACUCUGAUGUUGAACUCUCACACAUGUAUGUUGAUAAUGCAUCGAUGCAACUAAUUCGCUAUCCUAAACAGUUUGACACUAUCGUAACAAACAACAUUUUUGGUGAUAUAUUAUCUGACGAGGCUUCAAUGAUCACCGGAAGUAUUGGGAUGCUUCCUUCUGCCAGCGUUGGGGAUUCGGGACCAGGACUUUUCGAACCUAUACAUGGUUCUGCACCUGAUAUUGCCGGACAGGACAAGGCAAACCCAUUUGCUGCUGUUCUUACUGCUGCUAUGCUUCUGAGAUAUGGCCUUGGAGAAGAAAAGGCUGCUGAAAGAAUAGAGUGCAGUUCUGGAGACACUGAACAAGGGAUUUUGAACUGCCGACAUAUAUUCUGCUGGAACCGUAAAAUUAUGUUUAAUGUUUACAGUUUUUACACAUGGUUGCUAGCUAGACUUGCUUCGAUGGCGAUACUCUUCUUGAAGAACCUAUUCUUAAGAUUAAGAAUUCUAUAAACAGCUCCUAUAAGAGAUGCUCUUAAUAGUUAAUAGUGAAUAAUGAUUGUUCUCAUAAUGAACGCAUUGAAUAUGUAAGUAUUGGUAUAUUUAUGUGAUUAAGCUUGAUGUUUGGAUUGCGCGUUAAUGCAGAAGCUGGUAGGGUGUAAACAAUUAGGCGAAGAGAUACUGAAGUCGGUCGAAGCUCACAUUCCAGCUGCUGCAGCAGUGUGAUAUUUUAAGACAAUUCAGCAUUGAAGUCUGGCUGAAUUAUCCACACUCUUUGUCUUGGAGAUCAACAUGAGAGUCAAAGCUGAAAAAAAUAUCCUUAGUCUUUGAGAAAUCUGGCUUUCAUCUGCAGGAUUAUUACUAGUUAGUUAGUUCUCCUCAUACCGCAUGCAAUAAUAAAUUAAUAAUGGAACAAUGAAAGAUGGAGGUCGAAAUUUUAAUGGCAAUUAUGAAAAACUGAGCAACAAUAAUGAGGCUAUGACAAAUCCAUGGGGAAUGCAAACAUUAUGCCAAAAUGGAUAUUCCAAAUUUUAUAUCAAAUGUUUGUAUGAUUUGAAGUUGUCUUGC